UCUUAGACAAUUCUUUAUCUUGCAGCAAAUGCCCGUGAUCCUUGCGGGCAAUGCAGAUCAGAAGAAAAAGUACCUGGGACGUUUGACAGAAGAACCUCUCAUAUGUGCAUAUGGUGUAACAGAGCCUGGUGCUGGGUCAGAUGUAUCUGGCAUUCGAACUCGAGCUGAGAGAAAAGGUGAUGAAUAUGUCAUCAAUGGCCAGAAGAUGUGGAUCACUAAUGGCGGAGUUGCCAGUUGGUACUUCCUUCUAGCUCGCACAAACUCAGACCCAAAUUGUCCAUCUUCUAAAGCUUUUACUGGUUUCAUUGUUGAUGGCGACUCCCCCGGUUUGACUAAAGGACGCAAAGAAAUAAACAUGGGUCAGCGUUGUGCUAACACCAGUGGCUUUACGCUUGAAGAUGUGGUUGUUCCCAAGGAAAACGUUCUCUUGGGUGAGGGUGAGGGGUUCAAGAUUGCAAUGGGAGCUUUUGACCACACUCGACCUCCUGUGGCUGCUGGAGCUGUGGGGCUGUCUCAGCGAGCUCUGGAUGAAGCUACCAAAUAUUCACUGGAAAGGAAGACCUUUGGAACUCAAAUUGCCAAUCAUCAGGCUAUUUCAUUCAUGCUGGCAGAGAUGGCGAUGGAAACUGAGCUGGGCCGCUUGGCUUGGAUGAGAGCAGCCUGGGAGGUUGAUCAAGGUCGCCGCAACACCUACUUUGCAUCCAUUGCCAAGGGUUUUGCUGGAGAUGCUGCUAACAGAGCUGCUGCUAAUGCUGUUCAGAUAUUUGGUGGCAAUGGAUUCAACACUGAGUAUCCAGUUGAGAAGUUAAUGCGAGAUGCCAAGAUCUACCAGAUAUAUGAAGGCACAGCACAAAUUCAGCGUCUCAUUAUUGCUCGUGAGCAUCUCUCACGAGCUAAGAUGGGACUGUUGUAAAUAGUGGAACUUGAGGUGCAGGAUUUCAGCUACACAAUGCUGUGUAACCAGUCAGAGACAUAUUACAUUGCUGAUCCACUCUAAAAUAGCCUCUUGGUGAAUUAUUGAAACUGUAUGGUACAAAUUAUAGGGAAGCUAUAUGACCCUUGUGGGUUUAGCACUUAAGUUUUGAGUGUAACAAUUAUAAGGAAACACUAAACCUGUAGGGGUCAUACAGCACUUGUACCAUACAAGAAUGAGUUUAAAACUUGGCAAAUUAUAGCUCUUAAAUUGACAGCAGCUUUGAGUUCAGUGUACACCUUUUCAUUUUUUAUAUUGCCCCUUAUCAAAUAUGGAGGUAUACUCCACCCCCCCUUCCCCUAACUUGGAGCAAUUAUUUUUUCUUUGUGGCCUGAAUAUGGUUAGGCAAAAUUGAGUUUUGUGACUUUGUUCAAACAUGUUUACCUAGUUUAGUGGUACCUAUUUAAGCUCUAAACCUGUACUGGUUAUACAUUGUUUAAAGGUGAAGAAGAGAAUAAUUAUGAUUGUAAAGUAUCACCAACAUUGUACAUUUGCCAAGUCAUCAGUUAUGGCAUUGGUUUUUAAUCAACACCAAGUGUACACUUCAGUGCUGAAUGGGGGAGGUGGAUUUUCACUUUCCUGAGAGAUAGAACACAAAGGAUAGUAAACAGAGCAAAACCCAGCAUUAAGUGGGUAUAAAGGGCUCAUACAGAUAAAAAUGCUUGUCAUGAUUUUGUAUCAUUUGCAGAUUACACCAAAAUAGCAAGGAAGUCACCUCUGUAGAAGUCCCUAAAAACAAUUGCAGGAAGAUAUAUGCAGGGUUUUCCAGUGGGCAGUGGAAAACAUGACAUUCAAUUGUAAUAUGUUCCAGCUGCUUGGGUAAUAGAAAAGAAAAGGGAAGAGCUCAAGAGGGAUACAUGUAAACCCAUGAGGAUCAUCAAGUAGAAUGAAAGGAAUAUGUGAAGACCUGGGAGUAAUUAUGUCAGCUGGCUUUUCAGAAAUACAAGGUAAAUGCCAUGACAGCCAGGAAAAUGAUAGGGGUAGAUAAUGAGAACUUUCAAAAAUAAAAUUGUGCACAUUUGACACUUAAAUUUACUUGUGCUCUUGUUCAAUGACAAUGUCUCCGUUCAGAGCUUGAACACAUACAAAGACUACUCAUGUACAGCUUGAAAGAAGCCAAUAAAUGUCUUUGCUGGAGCAGAGGAGAUGCGUGGUAAUAUGUACAUGGAAGUACUUGAAUGCUUGAUUCCAAAUCUGCACACUGCCAUAAAAUAAUGGUGAUAAAUGGGAGGAAGUGUAAAAUAAGCCCAUUGAUGGGUAGGCAUGCCUUGGGCACAAUAACAUUAUAUCAACAUCCUUGGUCCCAGACUGUUCAACAUCUUACAAGAAGAUAGAAGCACUGCUGGGACAGCUGUUGAAAUCUUUGAGAGAGAAAAAAUAACCAAGCUAUAAUGUAUAUAUGGGCCAGCAGCAACAGCCUGGUUGACCAGACAAGCCUGGUCUAGGGCUGGGCUCUGGCAGCAGAAAAACUCAAAACCCAAAUGUAUAUUGGAUGUAUUUCAUGCAGUGCCAAUGAUGAAUAUAAUGCUACUGCAUAAUGCAACUAGUAUGGUCUUAGUUAUUCACUCUCCCAGUUUUUCCUAGAAUUAUUGCAAAUAUAAAUUGAGAAGACAACAAAUUUGAGUGACACGUUUUAAAAAAAAAAAAAAAAAAAAGUGCAAUAAGUGGCUCCAGCCCUUGGUAUGUUACAACCUCUACCAUCUCAACAAGAUGGAAAUUUAUUUUGUAUUGUGCACAAAAGAGAUGAGUAUAUUUUUAUAUAUUAAAAUUGCUGUCUUAUGAGGAGUUAUAUACAAAAUACAUUUAUGAGAAGCAGUAUACUGUAGUUUAAACAUUGGUGUAUAAAAAUGGUUUGUAAUAGACAUUGGCAGCCUCACUGGUAUAUGCUGCUAAGAACAGGUAUCAGAAUCUGAAAAUUAGAAGGGCAAUGUUACUUAAGUAAAGAUUAAUAAAAUUUUAUAUCAGU
This is a messenger RNA of Cherax quadricarinatus, 2939 nucleotides long. The record is from RefSeq and is a predicted model, not a curated record. NCBI's taxonomy places the organism in Eukaryota, Metazoa, Arthropoda, Malacostraca, Decapoda, Parastacidae.